AUGGAGAUCUCACGGAUGCCCUCGCCAUUGUUCACGGUGCUGGUGGUCGUGUGGGUGGCAUGCGGUACAGCGAUAGCGGCGUGGCUGCUGUGGGAUCGGCACAAGCAGUACGAGGAUCACAGGGAGGAGGCGCUAGGCUUGUGGUGCAAGGAGCGCGCCCUCACGCUGCAGCAGCUCGUGCUGGCCCACGCGGGGCAGAUACAGGUCAAGGCGGAUGUGGGACAGGCCAGGAAUUGCAUGGCGGCCUUUGAGCGGGAAUACAGCAGCAUCAGAGACAACACGCUGAUCGUCAGCGCCCGCCGCCCCAUCUACUGCGCCAAGGUCCUCGAGCUCACAACGCUGUGGGCCACCAACGGCCCCAGCAACAUCGACAUGUUUCAGCGAUUCUCCUGGGCCAUCCCAUUGGUGGAGGCAGGAAGGCACUUCUAUACCUGGCCCUACCCCCUCGCUAACCCGCUCACUCAUGCCGGAUUCGGUGUGGUCUUUCCUCUCUUUCGCAACCUCCCCACUAACCACUCGAAUCAGUCAGCAGCAGGGCGAGCAGUGUAUGGUUCACUGGCUGCUUCCGUUGACGUGACUUACAUUGCUCAGAAGGUCUUAGAAGAGCUGUAUGCGCCUGACCCAUCCAAGUCCUUUGAGCUAUACGACAUCACCGAUCCAACCACUCUCUCCGCCAUCGUCUCUCCAGUCCCUCCCCACGCCUACUUCCGCCCCGACGACAAGCUCCCCUACAUGCACCCCUCCCCAGAGACCGAAACUCGUCCCUGGGAGCAUCGAGCCGUGGUGCCUAUGGAGGAGAUGGGAGGGGGGGUGAGAAAGUACGAGGUCUGGUGCAGGCACACCCAGCCCCCCAGCGCGUGGCAGCAGUGGGGCAUCCCCAUCCUCAUCGCCCUCUUUGCCCUCCUCGUGCUGCUCGUGCUGGUAGCGGCCUGCCUGCAGCGCUCCAAGUUCUACCAGACCCAGCAGCAGGUGGCAGAGGCAGACCGGCUGAGACGGGAGGCGGAGGGAGCAGAGGCGUCAAAGAGCAUGUUCGUGGCGUGCAUGUCUCACGAGCUGCGGACGCCCAUGGUCGGGAUCAUUGGGAUGAUUGACGCUCUAGCAGACAUGGGCCUGAACGCCUCUCAGCUAGCAGACCUGCUAAUGGCCGGGGCAUCAGCCAAGGAUGCACUGCAUCUGGUCAACCGCGUGUUGGACCUGGCGAAGCUGGAGGCAGGCAAGGCGGUGUUAGAUGAGACGGUGAUUGAUGUGCGGGAGUGGCUUAGUACCACUCUGGGUUGGCACGCAGAGGCGGCACAUUCCAAAGGCAUUGAGCUGAGCGCCAUUGUGGGAGACGACUGCCCCACGCAUGUCAUUGUGGACCCCAUGCAUCUCAGCACCAUGAUCAAGGAGAUCACAGAUAAUGCGGUCAAGUUCACGACACAAGGCCACGUGACAGUGCGGGUGUCGCUGGUGCCACAAGGGACAAGCUUGAAAGACACCCUUUGUUACCAGGGCCUUUCCUCACCCCGAGCACCCACUGCUACCGCUGCCCGUUGGACGCCCACCUGGCUUACUUCUAGACGGCGCUGCCUGCUCGAGGUGGCGAGGGGGGGGGCAGCAGCAACAGCAGCAGCAGCAACAGCAACAGCAGCAGCAGCAACAGCAGCAGCAACAACAGUUGCAGCAGCAGCAACAGCAGCAGCAACAACAGUUGCAGCAGACAGUGCAAGUCUAGAGGGGAGGCAUGAAAGAGGGCAUGAGAGUCACGGCAGGAAGCGCUCUAAAGAUCGGAAAAGGGGGCGUGGCCGAGGGCGUCGAAUAGGCCAUGGGAGUGGGCAAGAGAGGGGUGGAGAGCGGUGCAUGCUUGUGCUGUCGUGCCAAGACUCUGGCUGUGGCCUUCCAGCGUCUCUCCACACUGCAAGUGGUACUCAAGGGCCCUCCUACUUCUCCCUCCUGGUGACUCUAUUGAAGGGAGAGCUCGCCUUCGACUCAGAGCCCGGCAGUUUCCACGCGCGUGAGGCAGAUUCAGGAUAUUUUUCAGGUGCCAGCAGCAGAUGGUUGCUGCCGCACGGCCAGGAGAGUGAUCAGGUGCCUCAACAGAACCAGCGUCACCAGCAGGAGCAGCAGCAGCAGCAGCAGCAGCAGCAGCAGCAGCACCAGGGAGUGACACUCACCCAGAGUGGCCGGUGCAAGAGUGAGAAAUUGAGUGUGAGUAGGAGUGGGAUUGGGGGUGCGAGUGCGAGAUACGAGCGAUCGAUCUCACUGUGUGCGUUGGGAACGAGUGCCAGUGCCGCCAGUGUUGGUGCUGCCACUGCUACUGCGGCCGAUGAGGCGGUGACGCGGGCGUGGGUGGAAGGGCUGCGAGUGCUGGUGGUGGACGACACGCCCGUCAACCUCCUCGUGGCCCGCCGCUCCCUCGCCCGCUGGGGUGCCCUCGUCACCACCGCUUCCUGUGGAGAGGAGGCGGUUGACUUCGCAGCAGCAGCAGCCAUACGAGCUCUUGAAAGGAGGGUGAGGUUUGAAACCAUUUCACGGGCAUAG
Molecule: messenger RNA, 2520 nt
Organism: Closterium sp. Naga37s-1
Lineage: Eukaryota; Viridiplantae; Streptophyta; Zygnematophyceae; Desmidiales; Closteriaceae
Source: the annotation of a GenBank genome assembly